This is a messenger RNA of Labrus bergylta (ballan wrasse), 1774 nucleotides long. RefSeq lists its product as uncharacterized. Gene Ontology annotation, biological process: release of cytochrome c from mitochondria; intrinsic apoptotic signaling pathway in response to DNA damage; positive regulation of apoptotic process. NCBI's taxonomy places the organism in Eukaryota, Metazoa, Chordata, Actinopteri, Labriformes, Labridae. Gene Ontology annotation, cellular component: mitochondrial outer membrane. The record is from RefSeq and is a predicted model, not a curated record. Gene Ontology annotation, molecular function: channel activity; protein heterodimerization activity; protein homodimerization activity.
AGGAAGGGAAGAGGCGUGCCGGCCGGUGGUGUCUGUGCGUUUCCGUGCCACUUCCUGUAUUUUCGGCGGAGGGGCAAAAACUUUUCUCGGCUCGGACACGGCCGGGGACAAGUUACUUUUUGGCCUUCUGGCGUCAAAUGGUUUAACUUAUCAUCUAAGUGUCACUGCAUCGCCCCCAGCUCGCUUUUCCCCCCCCGAGCUGACAGAAAGUUUGGAGCCAUGGCUGACGGACGAGAAGAGGAGACGAGAGAAGAAGACCAGGAGCUUCUGGGCGCAGUGGGAGGGGAAGAUGUCAUUGAUGACCCCAUCAUUGAUCAGGGAGCGGUGGUCCUCAGAGGAUUCAAAAUCGGGCGACGAAGCAGACAGUCCAUGACCCUCACUCUGUGUACAUGUCCUAGGUAUGUGAUUGAACGUAUAAACGCCGAGGAGCCCGGUCGACACGUGUCGCCUGAGGAUCUGGGAGGAAGGUCGAGUGAACAACAGGAUCCACAAGUCAAAGAAGUGGUGGAACAGCUGCUAAAGAUCGCUGAUGAGCUGAACAGGAACGCCGAGCUCCAACAACUCAUCAACCAGGUUCCAGGCAACUGCGCCCAGGGUAUCUUCAUGAAGGUGGCCAGAAACAUCUUUGCUGAUGGCAUCAACUGGGGUCGUGUGGUGGCUCUCUUCCAUCUGGCCUACAGACUCAUCUACAAGGCGAUAACAAGCAACCAUCUAGAGAACAUCAAAAUCAUCAUCAGCUGGGUUCUUCAGGUCAUCAGAGAGCAGCUCCACACCUGGCUCGUACAGCAGGGAGGCUGGGAGGGAGUGAUCCGUGGGAUUUCUCGCUGGAGGACAGUAGCCAUAGUAGCAUCAGUAGUAUUAGUGGCAACUUUUGUUUACUACAGGAGAACACGCUGAGAUCUGCAGACCUCACAACCAGGACCGCAGUGCCAUCACUUGGGGAAACGCCACUGCAUAAUAGAGCCAGUUUCUAGAAACAUUUACGACCACUCCUAAGCCUCCGUCUUCUAAUGCAGAGGAGGUCAAAUACUGUACUAAGAGGGGAAAACCUCUUUUCUUUUAAGGAUUUCAAGAGCCAAAAAAGUGCUUUUACAGUCUGCUGUCCAUCAGGCGUCUCAAGCAGCAACUUCAAACUUAAUUUCAUGGAAUGACACGUUCAGCUGCAUCACCACCCACAGCAGCCAUUUGGAGGGUUUCCCCCCGGGUGCAGCAGAUGAUGGUGUUCAUGAACAAAGGAUGUAGCAGUAUGUUUCUUUUUAAACACACUGGAGGACCAAACCCCACCUGAACCACAGGUCUCAAGAUUAUUAUUUUUUUUUUUUGUGGUCCAACCUGAAUUUGACCAGCUUCUAUGUGGAUCACCUAAAAUGACAAGAAAAGGUCGGAGAAAAAUGUCUGAUGACAAAAUAUGCUGCAACUUAAGUUUGCUAAUCAUGAUUCAACAAUUACAGAGCAAGUUGGCUUUAAAAAAAAAAAAACGAAAGUGUUUCAGUUAAACAUUUAACAGCUUGAUUUCCAAAAGAUCAUGUUUACUCAAAUGUUCACUAAUCAAAAGGCACAGAAAACGAAACUCACCAAAUCCACAUUCAUCACCAGCUGAUGUUUCUGAUGUGUUCAUCUUAUGUACUGUGUUGCUCUAUUCGAGUUUUUUUUAAACAAAAUAUACUCAACAACAUCUUUGAUUUCCGCUUCGUCAAACGUGAAAACGAUUUUCAGCCAAUCAGAUCUGAUUUCCAACACCUUGUUCAAUAAACUUCACACUGCAAACCUUAAA